Messenger RNA from Strongylocentrotus purpuratus (purple sea urchin), 654 nucleotides. RefSeq names its product late histone H1-gamma. The record is from RefSeq and is marked provisional. Lineage: Eukaryota; Metazoa; Echinodermata; Echinoidea; Camarodonta; Strongylocentrotidae. Gene Ontology annotation, biological process: nucleosome assembly. Gene Ontology annotation, molecular function: DNA binding; structural constituent of chromatin. Gene Ontology annotation, cellular component: nucleosome.
AUGUCUGCCGCUAAGCCUAAGGUCGCCAAGAAGGCCCGUGUUGCACCAGCACACCCACCUUCCUCCCAGAUGGUGGUCGCUGCCGUCACCGCCCUGAAGGAGAGAGGUGGUUCAUCCACCCAGGCCAUCAAGAAGUACAUCGCUGCCAACUACACCGUUGACAUGACCAAGCAGGGUCCUUUCAUCAGGCGUGCACUCGUCAAGGGAGUCGCCAGCGGUGCCCUCGUCCAGACCAAAGGAAAGGGAGCCAGCGGUUCUUUCAAGCUCGGAAAGAAGAAGGAAGGCAAAUCCGAUGCCCAGAAGGCCCGCAUUGCCGCAAAGAAGGCUAAGCUCGCCGCCAAGAAGAAGGAGCAGAGGGAGAAGAAGGCUCUGAAGACCAAGGCCAGGAAGGAGAAGGUCGCCGCCAAGAAGGCAGCAAAGAAGGCUACCAAGAAGACCAAGAAGGUCAAGAAGCCCGCCGCCAAGAAGGCCAAGAAGCCUGCUGCCAAGAAGCCAGCUGCCAAGAAGCCUGCAGCCAAGAAGGCCAAGAAGCCCGCCAAGAAGGUAGCCAAGCCAGCAAAGAAGGCCGCCGCCAAGCCAGCAAAGAAGGCAGCCAAGCCCGCAAAGAAGGCCGCCAAGCCAGCAAAGAAGGCAGCCAAGCCAGCCAAGAAGUAA